This is a messenger RNA of Anopheles cruzii, 2498 nucleotides long. Its product is annotated as nose resistant to fluoxetine protein 6-like. The transcript has 12 exons. NCBI's taxonomy places the organism in Eukaryota, Metazoa, Arthropoda, Insecta, Diptera, Culicidae. Gene Ontology annotation, molecular function: acyltransferase activity, transferring groups other than amino-acyl groups. The record is from RefSeq and is a predicted model, not a curated record.
AUGGGCUGCGGUUCCAUCGUAUUCACCGUGGCGAUCACCGGGGAAACCGUGGGAGGCCCGUUCGUAACUGCCAUUCGAAGGGCCUGGGAUGCGUUGCAUGAUGUCAUGGAAGAAUACUAUCGCAUGCCGAAGAUUUACGACUACGACGAGUACGACCAGUGUGUGGCUCGCGCGCACCACGCUUCACCGGAGGAUGCCGAUGCCGUAUACUGCGUCGCGCGCACGGUCAUCAAACCGGAUCCGGAGUCAGGCCUAUGGCGGCAGAUCGAGAACUUCACCAACGACACCAAACGUCACUUUAAAUAUCAACAUAUUAAUGCUCAUUUGUUUGUGCUUCGCUGUGAAUCAUCUUCGUCAUAGUACAUUAUACGCUCGGAUGCCUUCAGCGAUGUGAGUAGCGAUCGUGCGCGGUACGGCAGACUGAUCAACAUUUGCCAGAACUAUGCCCUCCGGAAGCAGUACAACUUGACGGCGUACACCGAGAUUGAGUACUGCGUUAGACCGCAACGCCCCGUACCGAUCGACGGUCUGGACAUCAGCUUUCUCGUCGUCUCGGCCCUCAUCCUCGCGCUAGUGGUCGGUUCUACCUGGUACGACUAUCGCACCAGCAACCGGCAGGGCAAUGAGCACUACAAAAAGGAUCUGCCGUGUCGCAAAACGAUGAUCCUCACUUCGUUCUCGUUGGUGCGCAACUGGUACCGGCUGGUGUCCCGCUCGAAGGAUCAACUGAACGAGGAUCUGAAGUUCUUCCAGACGAUUCGUUUCUUCACGUUCUGCCUGGUGGUAGUCGGGCACUGCGGUGACCUGUUUACUGCCACCGGGUUCGCCAACACGGAGGGCCGGGAAGCGGAGUAUUCGAAUCCCCUGGGCCACAUUCUUAUCAAUGGGUCACUGAUCGUGCAGUCCUUCUUCGAGAUGGGCGGUUUUCUGCUGAGCAUCCACUUUUGCACCAACCAGGCGAAGAUGAAGAAAAUUAGCUGGGCGGCCAUUCUCGUUACGGUAGCAUACCGCUACAUUCGACUUACGCCGGCGUACGCAUACAUACUGCUCCUUCAUGCAACCUGGUUACCGAAGCUACAGGACGGACCCCUGUGGACGCGCGGGGCUGAAGUGGAGCGGAACUUAUGCCGUCGCAACUGGUGGACCAAUCUGCUGUACGUGAACAAUUACGUAAAUGCGGACGAACCGUGCCUCCAACAAGCCUGGUAUUUGGCCUGUGACUAUCAACUGUUCACUGUGGGGCUCAUCAUUUUAGUCGCUGUUACAAAGUACAAGAGAUUUGCCGUCCACAUCUUCAGCGUAUCGGGGUUGAUCGCCAUACUGAUACCGGCCGCGGUUGUUUACUGGAAUCAUUUCGAUGGAGUUUUCCUUGUCACGUUGCAGGCGGAACGGUUCAUUUAUUGGUUCGAUGAGAUGUACCACAAGAUCUACAUUCCGUUUCACACGAACAUCGGUUGCUACAUCGGAGGCGUCGUUUACGGAUACUUGUACUACCGUGUGCGUGCCUCAAACCAUAAAGGAAACCGUUCAGGUUUCCUCAAGUUCCUCUGGUACAUGACCGUCCCCUGUGGCAUGCUGGUGCUGAUGAUCAGCAUGAUUUUCUACACAAACAACUACGAGAAGCCAUCGCUUUGGAUUGCCGCGUUUUUCCCGCUCCACAAAAACGCCUGGGCGUUGUUUAGUGCCAUCGUUCUGUACGGUAUUAUCUAUAAUUAUAAUCGAUUCAUCAAAAGCGUCGUAAACUUCCCACUAUUCGUACCGCUGGGCCGUCUGACGUACUGCGCCUACAUUAGUCACGUGUUCUUCUUGAAGAACUUUUUCUAUGGCGCACGAGAAAUCGGAUACUUUAGCCACACGACGAUGUACAUGAAGGUGAUAUCCGUCAUAGUCGCGUCCUACAUUCUGGGUGCCAUCGUCGCUCUGACAUUGGAAUUUCCUAUUUCUGCCCUCCAGAAACAUCUACUAGCCAAACAGAUGGAAAAAAUUACAAAACCCGAGCCACCAAAGGAAAACAACAACGUUAGCCCACCGUCGGCGUAAUUCAGAAAAUCAUUCGCUGAUUCAUUAGGUUUAUUUACACUCCUUGAUUGCACACCAAUACUCGAUUGAAUGAUAGCACAUGAAUCUUUUUAGGUUUAACUGUAACUUAAACUCUAAAUAGCAAAACAGUAUGUCGGUUUGGUUUUGAGCGAGUGCGAAAAUAAAGUAAUGCGAGAUGAAAUUGUAUGAGAAAUAUUUUUACACAGCCAUGCAUAUCUAAACCUACAACUCGUCCGAGCAGACACAUCCCGUAUGCAUCGAAGUUUCCGGUAUCCGUGACCAGCCGCCUCGACCGACCGGAUGCAUCGCAGUCCCCGAUCGCCGCGCCAAGCACAUCACACUGGGUAGAUGCACUAUCUACUAGGUAUCUACUUCGCCGGUUGAGGAACACGUUAGGCUCGUCUAAGCAUAGGGAAGCUAGAUUAAGUUAGUUAGUCGGUUUUGAAUACCCGAAGAAU